This is a messenger RNA of Capsella rubella, 1297 nucleotides long. Its product is annotated as NEP1-interacting protein 1. The record is from RefSeq and is a predicted model, not a curated record. Lineage: Eukaryota; Viridiplantae; Streptophyta; Magnoliopsida; Brassicales; Brassicaceae. The coding region runs from base 355 to 1161 and encodes 268 amino acids. The transcript has 4 exons.
UAUAGUCGCUGUUUUCAACAAGGAUCAUGACAGCUAAACCCUAGAUUUUACUUCACCCACUUGAGGUAAAAAAAUAUCAAGCAAACGACGACCCAAGCUUUUAUUGCGAGUAGGCCAGAAGACAUUGGAUCUUCUCUCUUAAGGGAUACGCAAAAAAAAAAAAACCCCAUCUCUUUCUCUUUCUUUCUUCUACCUUCCCUGUCUCAACUCCUCUUAUCUCUCUUCUCUUCUAUAAGCUCCACUGAGCUCUGUUUAAGUUUAAGUUUUUUUUAUUUUUUUUUUUUACCGUUUAGAUCGUUUCGGGUUUUCUAUAUAUUUACCAGACUUUAAUCUUUGGAGUGUUCUGGAAACAAAAUGGCAUCUUCUAUAUUCCAAUCUGGGGUUUGUCCUAUCUCUUCGUGUCCCUCUAUUGGGAACUUCAUCGACCAGAUAAAAGACACAUGUCGUUUCCUCGUCUCUGCUGUUCUUGGCACAGUUCUCUCGGCGAUCUUGACCUUCUUCUUCGCAUUAGUGGGCACAUUGCUUGGAGCACUUACUGGAGCUUUGAUAGGCCAAGAAACAGAGAGUGGCUUCAUCCGAGGAGCAGCGGUUGGAGCCAUCUCAGGAGCUGUUUUCUCUAUCGAAGUCUUCGAAUCAUCUCUUGUUCUCUGGAAAUCUAAUGAGUCACGUUUUGGAUGCCUUCUCUACUUGAUUGAUGUCAUUGCUAGUCUUAUAAGUGGAAGACUUGUGCGAGAACGCAUAGGUCCAGCAAUGCUAAGCGCGGUUCAAAGUCAGAUGGGAGCUGUGGAUACAACUUUCGAAGAGCUCUCGAGCAUCUUUGAUACGGGUGGCUCAAAAGGAUUAGCAGGAGACUUGGUUAAUAAAAUACCUAAAAUCAAAAUCACUGGCACAAACUACUUAGAUGCUUGUGGAAACAAAGACUCGUGUUCUGUUUGUCUCCAGGUUUUUAGCUCAUUUUCAGCUCAAAUAAAACCGCAAAUUCCGAACAAAAAGUGUUUUGAUUCUCUAUCUUCUUGUUUUGUGUGUAUCUUUUUGCAGGAUUUUCAACUUGGUGAAACCGUAAGAAGCCUGCCACAUUGUCAUCACAUGUUUCAUUUGCCUUGCAUAGACAAUUGGCUACUGAGGCACGGAUCUUGUCCAAUGUGUAGACGUGAUCUGUAAUCUCCCUUCUUACCAUCUGCACAGACUCUCUCUUCUACUUCUUCUUGUAUGGUUGUAAUAUUGUGGUUAGUUUCAUCAUCAAUAUGUACAAAGAAAUGGAAAAAAAAAAUAAACAAAAGUUUUGUAUUAUAGACUA